ACCACCGAAAGCAUCCAAAAAAAUAACGGUAGGUUUGAUCCACUUUCCUCUUCCAUCACCUGUGACAAGACUCAGUAACCACUCCUUGGUGACGAGACUCGUAGUAACGCCCCCCUGGUCUCUGCCUUCCAACAGCCCACCGUCUCAUCUCCCUGUCUCCAAAAGUUUAAUGUCUAAAGAACCAGUGACCUUCUGAUGUCGUGAACCCAAAUGAAGAAACCAAAAUCUUUAGAAUCACAAACAUCCAUUGAUUCAAUCUUUGACCACUCCACUCCAUCACUAUAAAUACCUUCGUUGCCAUGACAACGUUAACAACAAAGCUAACAUUAACCACAAAUUAUCCAAGAAAACCAAGAAACUUUCUUCACAUUUUCAUGGCUUCACUUCUCUCUUUCUCCCUCCUUUCUCUCUUCCUCUUCCUCUCCCUCUCCUCCUCCGCCACUUUAAAGAUAAACCACCAACCCCCCACGAAACAAGAACAAAAACAAAUAUCAAAACCACCUUCAUUUGCUACAACAACCCCACCUGGGAUUCUCCAAGCUUGUAAAGCCACUAGAUUACAGGACACUUGUGUCUCUUCUUUGUCUAACGCUAAUGUCCCUCAAAAUCCAACCCCACUUCAAAUCAUCCAAUCAGCAAUCUCUGUUUCCGACACUAACCUCAAAACUGCCCAAUCAAUGGUCAAGUCUAUCCUAGAGUCGUCCGCAGGGAAUAUAGACCGCACAGCAGCCGCAAAAAACUGCAUGGAGGUGUUAAACAAUUCACAGUACCGUAUAACAAGAUCAGCGGGUGAUGCUUUGCCACGUGGAAAGAUCAAGGACGCUAGAGCUUGGAUGAGUGCUGCGUUGUUGUACCAAUACGAUUGUUCCAACGCAUUGAAGUACGCGAAUGACACGUCUCUCACCAAUCAGACGAUGUCGUUUUUGGACACCUUGAUGAGUUUCUCCAGUAAUGCUCUGAGCAUGAUCGUCUCUUACGAUGCUUAUGGCAAUGACACCAAGUCGUGGGGCCCACCAAAAACAGAACGGGACGGGGUUUGGGAACUCGGGUCUGGUGGGGAUUUAGGUUCAGAGUUGAGGGGUGGGAUUCCGUCCAAUUUAACGCCGGAUGUGACGGUAUGUAAGAACGGUAGUGAUAACGGGUGCUAUAAAACGGUGCAGGAGGCGGUCAAUACGGCACCGGAUAAUGAGUGGGGACGUAGGUACGUGAUAUCUAUCAGGGAGGGGGUUUAUGACGAGAUUGUUAGAGUGCCGUUAGAGAAAAAGAAUGUAGUGUUUUUAGGGGAUGGGAUGGGCAAAACAGUAAUUACAGGGUCGUUAUCUGCGGGCCAGCCUGGGAUUUCCACCUACAACUCAGCGACAGUUGGUCGUGGUGGGCCCCUUGACUUAGCUGGAUGCUGACUCCUCACGGCAAAUGUGAUGGCAUUUGGAUGCGAUGACAUAUGGCAUGCUGAGUCAGCAUUCACUUGUAGUCAAGCACUCGGGAACACUUAAUUUUUACCUGUUGUGAAUUGGCUCGGGUGUAAAAAAAAAAGGAAU
Messenger RNA from Populus euphratica (Euphrates poplar), 1538 nucleotides. RefSeq names its product probable pectinesterase/pectinesterase inhibitor 51. The transcript is spliced from 2 exons. The coding region runs from base 300 to 1400 and encodes 366 amino acids. Gene Ontology annotation, molecular function: enzyme inhibitor activity; pectinesterase activity. Gene Ontology annotation, biological process: cell wall modification. NCBI's taxonomy places the organism in Eukaryota, Viridiplantae, Streptophyta, Magnoliopsida, Malpighiales, Salicaceae. The record is from RefSeq and is a predicted model, not a curated record.